Molecule: messenger RNA, 13392 nt
Organism: Spirometra erinaceieuropaei
Lineage: Eukaryota; Metazoa; Platyhelminthes; Cestoda; Diphyllobothriidea; Diphyllobothriidae
Source: the annotation of a GenBank genome assembly
AUGUACGCCUCGAAGGACGACAGGAGGCUAAGUGGGCGUGCCGAUGAGCCUCGCGUGGGCACUGUGACAAAGUUGUAUCCCACGUUUGGAUAUAUAAACGAUGAAAUAUUCUUCCAGCGCCGGUAGGUCGCAGAGUUCAUUAACAUAUUUGUAGCUGCGUUAUCGGUCCUAUGGUCAAUGUCGGUGAUACUGUGGCCGCAAACGCCACUUUCCACCCGGACCUUCCCAUAAAGUGGAAUGCCGAGCAGGUUUGGCGCAUUGAACCUGACCACACAGACGACCGUCGCAAUGUUCGACUCGAGCCGCAGUUCUCCCGUCCUCUAGAUCACAGAUCUUCUCGGAAAGACAGACCAUCGGACCACCGCCACGAAGCUGAACGAAGGUAAAAUGGGUUCACUUUACACACUUUUAGACACUCACGCCCGCCUUCGCGAAGCCGAAGUCCUGCAUAUCAGAGAAGCAGGAGAGCGUCCGAACCGCGGGAACUGCGUUUGGCCACACCUGCUCUACAGUCUCUUCUGCAGCCGAACGCGGUAUCCACCCGGCUUUCCGUAGUGCGGGAUCUGAAACCACCAGAACUCUUCUCCCUUUACAGAUUGAUUGCCCCUCCUGUCUAUCUGUACAAAGUCAAGUGUGCGUGGCAAGAUUCCUUUCCAAUGACUCAACCUUUCCAGUCUUCAAAAGAAGUCCGCUUCCACGUGAGUAAAUUAUUUUUGGUUCUUAUGACACGGCCUUGAACUUUGUUGUCCUGAGCACUCAUUUGGGAGCUUUAUAGUGCAAUUCUCCUCGAACUCGAGUGUCGCACCCAUCUGUUACAUGGGCGCAUUUUUGAACAGUGAUUGGGCGGUGAAUUCUCCGGCCAUUUAAUGACAAAAAUCAAAAGGCGUUAUAUCCAUUGUGGUCCGGCAAGUCCGAUAUGUCAUGCAGCAGAAACUGUCACCAUGUCUAUGUAAAUGGCAGUGACUGGGACAGUUUCAUUCUCCUGACAGCUGGUUUUUUCUAUUCAUAUCUCCGUCUUCUGCCAGCUAACGUAUGGCCAGUAGUUUUUCUUUCUCAAACAGCCACAAUGGGCGGGAGGCCAAACAAGUCGAUAUGCCGCAUUCGUCAUUAUAUCAGACAUAACGUGCAGUCGCCUCAACUCAGAUUCUCCAAUGGUACACGACGAAAAAGGAGGGUGGCACGACCGUCCCCGCGUCCUUGCCUCGUUACAGUAGUUUCCGCCUGCUUUAGAACUAUCACAGUAUGUUAAUAGUUUUUACCCGGAAAUCUCAGCCCGGUUGCUAUGCUCCCUAAUGUGUCCUUGCGGCAACGCUCCCCGGAAUGGGAUUUGAGUUAGGUUCUGUUUAUGUGAAGUGAGCGACCGGUCGUGUGCGGGAGCUUCGCCACAGGCUCGCCACUGCAUACUCCAGUCGCCAUAUGCCUGGGCCCCGCUAUACUUUUCACGUGAUAGAAAUGGAAAGACGGGUGUGUACCCAGUUUUUAUUCAUGGACAAAACACGCCUGAAUUAUCACCGCUUUACAGACAAUAGUGCCGUUGGGUAUUCCCAUAAGCUGUUUAUCAUCCGCACCGAAAAUGUCGUAACGUCUGAUAUCGUGUCAAUCUGAGCGCCUGUUGCGUUGCUAACCACUGGAAGUAUCUUUUCCAGGUUGUGAAAUGGUGUCGCCGGACCCGAAAUUCAUCGCUUUUAGUUAACGUGUAGGAUGUAGACAGUCGAGGGCCAUGAUCCUUUACGAUUGCAACCGUUGUAUUUUAAUCGCAGAAAUCCGGUUCCCGCCGCAUGACGAGCGGCGAGUAGGCUGUUUGACCAAUGUCACCUUGAGAUCAUCCUCCGUCUCGAUUGAGACGGUCUGAACUCGUCGCAACUGCGUCUCGAGAACAUCUCGGGUAGUCUGAUAGAGGCGGAUGAGGCGGGUUGAACGAGUUUCGCGUCGUCUGCCCCACGAGUUAGGCGUUUCUGUCCUCGAUCCGACCCCGCUGACCACCCGUAGGCGUCAAAGAGGUUCGUCUAAGACCUGCUGUAAGCGAUCAGUCAAGACAGGUCCUCGGACCUCCGCAAUUUGGUUUCCGUUGCUGGAGAAGUGUCCUGUCCCCCAGAUUCGCCACCACAGACCACCAUGCGUGUGCACACGAUUUUUGGGAUUUUUAGAAGCAUUAGUGCGACUCAGCACGACACUUAAAAGUUUGGGGGUUAAGUUAGUGUGCAAAUGUAAUGCAAUCGAUACGACCUGCAUCAAGCUGUUUCGAAAGUGGUAAAAAUGAGCUACUUGUCGUCGCCGGCUAAUUUCUUGCUCAGCCGAACGCGGGGUUACUACGUCUGGUAGCGAUAGCUGAACACGUAUUAAAUGGUGAUGGGUCAGGCAGUGCUUUUAUGAAAUUGGUGUCUUAGGCUCGAGCUCCGGACGACUUCCUACCUGACCCGCUGCUAUCUCUUUUUUCGGCCUAGAAGUCUAAUUCUUGGCCUGAAAGCUACGGAAAGCACCUUAAAACAGCGGGUCGGCUGGCCGUCGACCUGCCCUGGGCCGCGCUGUCACUGCUUAAUGUCGUGAACCCUUCCGCGUGGGAGAUGCCUACAGGUCAUUACAGUGAGACCCUAAAACGGCUGCAGUUCAUUCCUGAUCGAUAGCUGCUGAGUCUGGAAUAUUAGCCAGUUUUUGUGAUCGUCUGCAUCUUCUUCACUAGUGGCUUGUCUUGCUGAGCCCGGUCUCGCGCUAUAUUACCAGCGUGCAGCAUUUCACCCACAGAAGUGUUGUUUAGUUUGUUGAGCAUAGCGUGAUUAGAUCUUGUUUCUGCCCCUUCCCUUUAGCAAGUCAACAAAAUGGCCGUGCGUCUAGUCAACGUUGAGGAUCACUCCUACCAACCGAAUCCCGCAUUCGCCGUCGGCGUCCUCCUUCUUAGUUGCCCUCCACCCUCGGAAUUGUAUGAACGUUGUGUGGCAUCAGCGCCCGAGUCGAAAAUUCGUCCGCUCACAAAAUGCAUUAGCAUGUUAACCGCGUCUCGGGACGGCCUGCGCGCCAUCGGUGGCGAUUGGAUUCCAGAACUGGAUGGCACCGAUCCGGUGUCAAACCCUCAGACGCUUGUCAAUACUGCCAUAAGGACAUGCAAAGAUGAAGUGGGCCUGGAUCUGUCUGGAUGUACUCGAUGGUAAAUUGGCGUUUUUUUUUAUUCAGAAUGGAUGUGGGAAGCGCUCACCCCUUCUAUACCAGACAGACUUCGUAAGCAUAGUCCCAGAUCAACUCUAUCCCAUCUAGAGUCGCAUCUUGUCUCGCCCGUCUGGGCUACUAGAUUCAACUGCUUUCCUCAAUGCUUUUGGUUUCUUCUGUAAGUUGCUAUUUCGUCCACUAUCAUAUCCGGCCACUUUGACAUGUCUUGCCUUCGGGAAACGGUGAGCGUGAGGUAGGUGGAGCGCGUGUUCGCCCCAUUAUAAACAUAUUCACGCGCAAGUCACCCGUGUCCUUUCUGGGACAAUGGUGGACCUCGUCGCUAACGACUACCGAGUUGUUGUCAACCAUAAUCCAGUGAUAGCGGCUCUCCGGACCAGUCUUCAUUUCUGUACCCAUCUAUUCAAACCCGACUGAAGAGGACUUGCAUGACCGCAAGUUCGUAAACAGCUUUGGCUUUCCCAUUUGUGUAGGAAGCCACUGUCAGAGCACAUGACAGGAUCGCUCGGCUUAAGACCAAAUAAAUUUUUAAUGCCUACUUAGGUCCACCGUCUUGCAUCUCAUUGCGUCUCCAUUUUAAAAUAUAGACGCUGAUUCUGCUCCUGCCGUCUAUCCCUUGUCCCUUUCCAGGUAUCGUUUCCUCGAAUUUCGAUAUAGCCGCUCUGAAGGUCAAUCUUGGCCAUCCGUCAAUGAACUUUUCGGAAAGGGAGGACAGUGGGGCGCUUUCGAGGACAGUCGUCAGGAUUCCCAACGGCAUAGAUCUCGUGAUUCAACAGUAGCCGACGAAAAGUCUGCCCGUUCUUCUAAAGUACAGCCUCCAGAAGACCGUCUUAAAUCCGAUACGGAGCCUAUUGCCGCGUCUUCUUCUCCAGCCGCGAAGAAAACUGAAAAUAGUGUUUCUUCCCCCUCCCCACACACUCCUGAGGACUCUGACUUCGCAUCAUCUCACCGCGUCGUUGUAUACUUUGUACCUGACAUCUGGUCGAUCAUGCCGGACACGGAGCAGUGGGAAAAAAUCAAAUCCAAGUACCAGGACCCAAAGUCGUACGUCGCAUGUGACCAAAAAUCCGACACUGUCAAGUCUGAUCUCGCAACCCCAACGAGCACAUCAGUGGAGGCGAAUGGCAUUGCUACAAACUCUCCAACUUCUGAUUCCUCAGGAAUGUCCGACGGCCAAACAUGUUCACAACUUAAACAGGAAGCAACAGAAACAGAGGAAAUCCGCGCAAACGCACCAGGAGUUGUCGGGGAUACGGAUUCUGGAUCAUCUGGGGCUCAAGCAGAACCGCCCGCGGUACAAGAGGUGCAGCCCUGUGUUUAGUUGUUCUUUGUACAAGGGUUCUUGACUAAGUGUCCCCGGAAGCUCCUCCGAAGUUCCUCUUCUUUCACACCGACCUCUUCGAUAGGGUUGGAGGCACUCCUCCAUACCUAAACUAGGGAGUUCAGUGCCCUCUCAAAGGCUUGUUAUAAGUCGCGUAGGCCUAUGACCUUUCGUUUGUUUUAGGGGAGUGGAGUUUUCUUAGACUUUACUCCCAAUUAAUUCUGUCUGACACUUCUGUCUGUUUCAGGGCUCAGCGGCCAACGGUAACCCUCGGUUGAUGCACCACAGCAAAAUUGACAUUAACGUACUCAAGGUUAGUCAUAUUCGUACGCAAUGCCUGUCAGUUAAUAUCCACGUAUAUUGACUUUCCAGUUCGUCUAUUUUCCCUGAAAAUUUGUUGCUAAGAGCCCGAGUAAGAACUAUUCCGACAAUACUUUGUGUUGUCCGCUUUUGACGGUUAAGGCAAUACGUAAGGCGCAACUGACUAAUUGGGAUCUUGCCGGACGGUUUCGUCAUUCCUCAAGGACGCGGUCAUAGAUGGCUUGUGAAUGGAUCGAAAGCAGGAUCAGUUAAGUACUUCCCGACAAUUGAUGUCUUUGAGUGCGUGGACCAUGUCUCGCAUCCAUAUGGAAUGAUCCUUUCGGGGACCUCAUGCUCGCUGUUUGGUUUUCUGUCAUUCUCACGCCAUUUCCAGGGGCUCUGAUAAAGUCGGACAUAGAUUGCUCGCUCCUAGUUCACCCAUGGGCGACUUCACCUCCAUCUUGUCCUUUUGACGAAGGCCCGAUCGAAAGCAACGGAAUUGUCCGAUGCUGAAUCCGACUAGUUGGAUACUAAUCGCACUUUCGGUGUUUGCGGACACGGCGUGGCGCGGAGCACUGACCAAAAUGGUUUAGAGUAACGCCGGUUCGUUUUGUUUAUGCAUGAAAGUCGUUGCGUUGAACGACUACGCCAGUAAAGCUUAUGUCGCUUGUCAUCGCGCGAUUUGUCACAUUUCUUGGAUGUCUGCUUAACAUCAGUGCUGUAAGGGUUCUCCCGAAUCAGAUAAUGUGAUGGGUACUGACAAGUGGCACUCGCAGGUUGCUGUCGAAGGUAAUCCUCCAAGGCUCUUUGCUCAGUUUUGCUGUCCUGUAAAGGGUUUCGGUAGACGAAAACCGCAAUCGCGGUUAUUGUCGGACUCCAGGGCGUCUGAACGAAAGCCGGAAGGACCGAGCCUGUGAAUCUGAGUGCCAUCGGACGCGACACUGCCCUGAUCGUCUGGUCGCCUCAGUGGAUUCAUUGUGGAACUGGCUCCUCUUUGCAAUCAUAGAUCUAGUAUCUUUGCAGUUUAACAGCGUUCAAGGUCUCAAACGCUUUUCCUCCAGGAUUCGUAGCCGCCCCUUGCAUGCCGUGUUCCCGGCAUCAGUCACUGAAGCUCAAAUUGCAUUGAAAGUCCGUUGUGUAGAGUGUUUACCGUUCGGUUUCUUCCUCGUUCGUCAUUCAGUGAGUGUUCUGACUCGAGGACGAGGCCCAACCAAGCCGGAUUUCGUGCUGGACGUGGAUGCGCAGACCAGAUAUUUGCACUGAGGCGCAUUCUCGAAUUUCGCCAUAGCUACCAACAACCGUCGGUCGUCUGCUUCAUUGACUUUGCCGCCGCGUUCGAUUCCGUUCACCGUGAGUCCCUGUGGCGGAUAAUGGCGCUAGAUGGUGUACGGCAAUAAUCAUCGCCAUGAUCAAGGCCUAUUAUCGCUUCACUACUGCGAGAGUACUGAUCCGCAACAAUCUUUCCCAACCGUUCGAUAUUCGGUCUGAAGUCCGACAGGGUUGUAUCCUGUCACCCAUUCUCUUCAACUAUGCUAUUGACUGGAUCCUCGGGAGGGCCCUACGCGAGAGUGACGGCGUUGAGUUUGCACCCGGACAUCGACUGACUGAUCUCGACUAUGCCGACUGAGUCUUACUUGCUUUAAAUUUUGGUGAUCUGCAGUCUGUGGUGUCACGGGUGAACGAGGUCGCGAGAUCGGUCGGUUUAUCCAUAAACGCUGGGAAGACCAAAGUGUUUUCAAGCCGCAUCCCUGACCAAAAAAGGGCACUCCUCGGGGUUGAUGGCUGUCAACAUGAAGAAGUAGACAGUUUUAAAUACCCAGGGGCAAGGCUGCUGCCUAAUGGACAGAGUAAAAACGACAUUGUCCCCCGAAUCGAUGCUGCCCGCUGGAUUUUCCCAAGCCUUCGGAGACGUCUAUGGAACCGACGUGACCUCUCCAUCGCCACUAAGAUUCGCGUGUACCAUGCGUCUGUCCGGUCUGUCCGUCUCUACAGUUGUGAAUACUGGAUUUUGCGCGUGGAGGACGAGCGAAAACCGGAGGUAUUUGACCACCACUGCUUGAGGACCAUCCUUCGAGUGAAGUUCACCGACUUCGUCUCAAAUGAGACAGUCCGCGCGCGCUGCGACAACAUCGCAAGGAUAAUUAUACCAUCCAAAAAGACGACUGAGGUGGUUCGGGCAUGUUCUUCGUCGCCCACCUCAAGAACUCAGUGUUACUGCCCUCGAUCCGGCACCGUUGCCCUAUUGAAGGCGUCGAAGAGGAGGUCAGUUGAAAACCUGGCUCGACACAGUUCGUGAAGACAUGGAGGUGGUUCUUGGACCUUCGGUAUUCGGUCUACGUCGUUGGCGAAGGGAAUGGGUUGAGCUGUCGAGAUCUGCUGCCGCGGAUCGUCACGCGUGGAGAGGUACAGUUCGGGACAUCAUCGAGGCCGGCUAGAUCAGGGAUGAUCGCAGCCGUAUCAAGUACAAGUCAAGUAAGUGUUCUGGCGUCGAGAAUGUUGGACGUUUGCCCCGGAGAGGAAUGCGCAUCAAAUCUUGAAACAGUCGCCCCCGUUUUGGGCCUCGGAGGACUGCCGUGUCCCGUCUAUGUACAUGUUCUUUGGAGUUGGAAAACAGUGUGGCCACUGGCGUCAAAGUUUCGGAUGAUUAUCCGUAAAAAACUUGAAUUUUUCGGAAUGCUUUGGACUAGUCACUCGUCGAGGGAACACAUGGCCUGAUGGGGUUUUCACACAUGCGUCCUUGGUCUACUCUUUUAUAUGCUCACAGUAAGUUGCUAUCCUACUACAGGUCCUGUUGCAACACUGUUCCGCCUAUUUUGUUCCUUUGUGGAGUCUGUCGACAGUUUCUCACUUGCUCGAAAAACCAGUCACCUGUUCUCCUAGACUUCAUUUUUCGAUAAGUGUUUGUUUACGCAUCCCUCAGGUUUCUGAACUCCGUGAGCAACUUUCCUUGCGAAAGCUAGACACAAGUGGUCUAAAGGCUCAACUCUUUGCACGCCUGAAGGCUGCCUUGGAGUCUGAAGCGGAACACGAGGCUGCGAGACAAAAACGUAAGUUUUCCAAAUUUCUGCUUACUACUAGAAACCACUUUAGUUGUAAUUUAACUAAAAUUUCCUUGUUUUCAGGAGUAACCCCCAACCACGCAUCCAACUAGCCUGUCUUAUAGUUCGUACGGAAAAGUUUGCCUAGUCCAUCUCACCGAAUAACUACCCCCACCACCGCAACUCUUACCAGAGCGGUCAUGCCAGUCAGUCAGUCAGUCAGUCAUGUUUAUGGAUUGCUAUCUGCAUGCAGAAAUUCCUACAAUGGACAGCCGAAGUGUACCUGCCUGUAGUUGUGGCGCAUGCCACUCUUGUUGCAUGGGUUAUGGAAGUGAAGAUUAGUACUGUAGGGUAAAGACCACGUACAUAUUUCCAGCGUUUUACCGGGCGAUUCCCUCUUAGUAGUCAGAUACCAAUUUGUUUGCCCGAAUAUUGAUAAAGCCGUACUUUAAGUUACCUGUGUUUUUUACUAAGUCAUUGACUGGCAUGGAUAUGGCACAAUCUGACUUAAAACGUUAAGUGAGAUUACCCCUGGGGAAUUCUUAGAUCACCUGAAGGACCACACGCGUGUCUUUGGGUAUCACUCAGCAGACCAUAACUGCGAUUCCUGUGCGCUCCUACGCACCCUUUAUCUGACACCUAUACCAGUUUCCUGUGCUUCGCAGCGAUUUACUGGUCUGGAAAUACCGUGUGGGUUUUCUGCAGAGUUCUGUAUUUCAAUUGAUAAGUCAAGGCGUUAGUACCAGCCACGCCGAAGUAAUCCGUAAUUGGUGAUCCGGCAGUCAUAAAUUUUUCCAACUUCCUUCGCGUAUCACCUUACCAGUCUACUCGUCAUAUUUAUGUUGCGUGACAAAUUAGGGGGAUCGUCGAUGCAAAUAUCUGCCCCGUCUCAGCGGAUCAACCCUGACACGUAUGCUGUCCCAACCGAUAAACAACUUCUGUGUUUGCCUAUGACAUCGGCAGUUUCGGAUCCUUUGGAUUAGAUAAGGGCGUGUGUUUGCGUUCUCCGGAUAGGAGUCUGUAUCAUCCACUUAUUGGCUCGCCGGUAUGACUGAGGGCUGUAUUUGUCUUCUAUCGCAGUUCGCAGACCUUUUGUGGACAACCCCACCAACUCCACCGCUUGCAUGCACGCAACUAGAGCAAGCUUAUGAUGCCCUUGGUCAAUUCCAAGUGAUAGUCUUUCUCACUUGUAAUUCAGGCAACGACUUCCGACUCCGCUAAACCUCGCAAUCCCCGUGUAUCAGUGAAUGACCGAAAAGUUGCUUCCCUAGCAUUCCCCGUACUACCAUUGUCAUCGUCCGUCUUGGUGUACGACUUCUCUAUCCGUCUGUUGUACUCCGCCAAACCUUACGUUCAAGACGGCUUCGGCCUGCGACAGUGAAGACGAAUAAACCAAGCUCUUAUGGUCAUUGGUUGCUAGUCAGCGUCUUUUUCUGGUGGUAUUCCAGCACAGUCAUUUUUACUGAACCUCUAAAAUUGUCUACUUGUAAACCUUUGGAUCAGACCUCCAUGUUCUGUGGCUUACCACACGCUUUUUGUCCAGUUGAGGAAGAGGAAAAGGCGGCAAGAAAGGCCGCAGCGAAUGCAGCACUCGCCGAAUCGGCAGCCGAAAAAGGCAAGACCGGCUCAGCAACCGAAACCCCUAAGGGUACUGCAGCUCCAACGGCGACAACAGCCACAGAGUCCUCUAGUGUACCCGAUCGCCCGGAACCAAAACUACCCGUUUUGCCCGAACAGCCUUCUCUGGUUGUUCAGCUGAAACAGGACGCCCCUUUUUCUCUAGUUGUGUGCAGUCUUGAGGUAAUCAUUUGACGUUCGACUUCUUACACUUCGUCCCCUCUCAUAUCUCCUGAAUACCACCAUUCCCUUCCUCUUUUAGACAAUCAUCACUCUCUCCAAGGGACACUACAAGCCGUGCAAUCAAGUUUACGAACUUUUUGUUUGUGCCAAUCACAUACUGCACAUGCUUCAUCGCGAUGCCACUUUCACCUUCUACAAGGCUCUCGUUGUCCUCUCAGAUCGUAAACAGUUAAAGUCCACUCAGGAUGCUUCGCGACAAACAAAGUGAGCGUCUCCACAUGUUCGCUUUGUUAACUCCCUCUAUCAUCCUGCCCUUCGUCCUCUGAAAAUUAUUUGUCUUGUUUUAGGUCGGUCUCCGAGCAACCUUCAAAGAAGCCACGGACCUCUGUAGAACAACCCACGGAAGCCACACAGUCCACAUUUACACUACCGAGCUACAUAAAGGGAAUCGGUGGUCCCGCGACAGCUCCCAUGCCACAGUCGAAGAUUGUCGAUCUACCUCUGCUGUUUGCUUGCAAACUUUUGGACUACUCGGACAAGGGCUCCUUCAGCAUGUAUAAUGUUGAGAGCAUCGUCAACUCGCUCUGUCUCCCUAUUUCACGAUACCAGGUUGGUUUUUAUGCGUCUAAAGCCCACUUUGUACUCACAGCAGCUUUUUGUUUUCCACCAUAUUCGCCAAUCUGUCCUGGUCGUUGGGCCGAUUACGACUAAUCGCGUUUUGUCCUAGACCUCCAAAUUGGGCCUAUCGUCCACGGUGUCAUGACGAGGAAUAGUCAAUCAUCAAAAAUUAUUAAAGGCGAGGCGGACUGUAAUUGUCAUUUAUAGCUUACAUAGCUGGGGUCAACCGCGACCAGUUGGUGCACGUGAGUAGGCAUGAAAUGGUCAUUCACUUUUCCUUGUCCUAACUGGCAACGCAUCGCUCAUCUCAGCUCAACUAUCUUAGGGCUUCCACCGCAGUGGGAGGAGCGGAGAGACUGACUGGAAGUUAUACCGACAGCAUAAUCGGUCAAUGCCCCGAAUUCUGUAGCCCUGGUGGCUAUUGACAUUUUCGUAUUUAUGAAAUAUGGUGGCUGUUUCCAACUACUUUGGCGUAAAGUAAGUCAUCGGUCGAAUCUAUAAUCAGUGUCAGCGAGCUAGGUAUAAUCAGAGUCAGAGAGCUGUCUAAAGACCGUCUUUUAAAUCAGAAUCAUCCUGGAUUGGGAUCCUGGUGCCGUCUAGACGAAUUACACUUUCAUGGGGCCUUCUACGCCCCCCGUUUGCAUAAAACGUCACACGUCUCCGGUCUGUUUUCUUUACAUACACAAGGUCGAUAUACCCCUACUCUAUGUUCUAGCACACCUAGAUUGUCUGAAUUUCCAGGAAUUUUAGCUAUAUUAAUUGCGCUAUGUUAAAAUUUCGUACCUCGGGGCGCGCUUUCGCGGUAGAAAGUUGCAGUGUUGUCGGGAAAUAGCAACUUUGUAUGUUUUUCACCGUAGAUCCAGGUGUCAGAAAGAACCCACAUUGAACCUUAUAUGAUGCCGGUAUCAUUCCCAGUGAACUAUAACAUGCUCACUUCCCUUGUAGGUCCGGGCUUUGAGCAGUAACGUCGCCUCGAGCAGUAAAUGCCUGUUCUACCGAUCCCUUACCGACUCACCAGCGACUAAGGAGGACUCUGGCGCAGGGAAGUUAAACCGAGCGCCUUCAAAGCGUUCUUACGAACAGGUGACUGAGGAUCUCAAUGAACUCAUUGGGACCCCACUUUCGCUGAUCGAUGACGAGGAAUAUUUGGAGGAGCUUGUCCGUGGAGGGGAUGCAAUUCUUGACGAAGAGGAAGAGAGUCAUCUCCAGGCAGUUCCUCCUGUGUACUGCUGCUCUUGACAUCUUUCGUUUUUUUCUAUCGUUUUAACUGGGAAAAUCGUCGAUUUACCGUUACCACUCACCGAUCUUUGAGCAUAGGAGUCACAAAUCAUCUCGGCUGCAAUUGUCGCAUAAUCAGUCAUGGCCACGUCGCAUGUUUCCUGUUGGAUGCAACGUUGUUGCCGGGAGCAACGCCUCCUCCCCCGCAUGUUAUUUAUAGGCAAGACAUAAGUCACUGAGGCUAGACGGAUAUGAUAGCGAAUUCUUACCUUCUCUUGACCCCGAGCGACUUCCGAUUCCUCCGGCGGGGUCCUACCUCCGGGGUUAGAUAUUUUGUGUCGUAUUCUAACAGGUAUUAUCGAAAAGUAGUUAACCGUACGCUUAUAAGUACAGGAUGAUUAAGUACAUGGAAUUUUGCACAAAAGUAAAGUCGCAUGACAUACAGCCAUGUAUGACUCUGGAUAUGCCAUACAAACCCUACUUUGCCAUCUUGAAGAUUUGGCGGUGCAUUUGUUCAUUCGAAACUCUUGCAAUAGAAGUCCUGGGUGCAUGUCUUGUAGACUUCUAUUUCGAAACCGUGUGCGUUUAUUUACACAUCGCCUUCAAUUAUUUCAGCAUCUUCUGCGGGAUGCAGCUCAAGAAGGAUUCCGACGUCGACACUGAAGCUGCUAGCAAGACCGAAUUUUCUACUGCCGACAACUUCCUCAGGCAGCUAAGAAAGUUGGAAAACGAUUGCCUCCGUUUGGAAGAGAAUCUGAAAACUCGGGAGCUCUUUAUUGGUCAGUCUACUUUAAUUAGACUUUAUCCUUGCUGCUAGAUUCUUUGAAGAUUUCAUAUGAAUGUUAGGCUGAAAGACACACGAGUGUAGUUUUGAAGGGCAUAUUUGCCUUUCAGCAGAACAUGCUGUGAGUUUAAGUUGUCGCUGCUUUAUUCCUUAGAAUCACUGAAGACUGAAAAUGAAGAGAUACCCAAGUUGCGAGAGAAGUUGAAGAAAAUGACAUCGACCGCCGAUCACUACAAAAAUCGAUGUCAUGAGCGAAGAGCCAUCCUCUCCUCUACACUUCAACAACUCGAGUCUCAGGCCUGUAUCCUAGAGACUACAGUGCACUCACUACGUAGUGGAGCACGCAAGCUGAAGCGAGAUCUCUAUAGCAAUGAGUCCUCUUCAACCUCAAGGGGUGACUCGAGGCGUUCAGAAUCUCGGACCAGCAGCGUCGCCCCAGUCUCUAACCCGCCUACGCCUACAUUGCCGACUGUACAGGAGAAGCUGCCUGAGACACGUCAGACCACCCUGCCUGCAUCUGAUGUAAGUACAAUAGUGAAUAAAUGACUGGGCCACGGGGGGAUUAUCUGUCCAGGGAGUGGUAAACUCAAAACGGACCUGUUUUUAGUCUUGAUAACCCAACAUUAAACAGGCUUUAUCGUCCUGUUAUUAGUUUGCCAAGAAAGACAUUAAUGGAUAAUAACAAAACAGUUUUUGCGCUACUCGGAUCUGAUUGUCCACAUUUCUUAGUGCACUUUCAUACAUUGUAAGCAAUGUCUUGCUACGUUUGUCACUUUUAAAGUAAUUAAUCUGUUUACAGAGGUCUUAUGUUUCGAAUGCAUGAUUGAGACGGCGUGCAUUAAGUGCCGGAUUGCUUAAGCGUCACUGCUCGUUUGGACCGCCGCACUUUCAUAGUUUUCCGAAUGUUUCUUUUGCAAAAGCCGCAGUUCUAGUAGGCCAGUAAAGUGAUUUUAGGUAAAUGGCUUGUCCUGUUUCUAAAGUGCCUACUUUGUGCGCAGACCGCGAAACAGGGACCUUCUGGUGACCCAGUGCCGACCCCAGACCAAACGGUGGACAACCCUCCCGCCUGUCAAGAGGGAAGUGGUGAUGUGGAGGAUCGCUCGCGGACGACCGUCGACAUCAACUCCGAAGACAGCCUCGACACUGCCCCAUAA